CUUAUUUGAAAUAACAAUUAGAAAAUUUGUAAAAAAGUGUGUGAAGAACCUUGUUCAAAGAGUUCCAGAAACCUUUCAUUUAAUUUGUUUAUCUUAAAAUAGCAAAUAUGUUAGUAGAUAUUCAGAUUGAAUUUUAUUAGAAGAAGUAAGGCAGUAGAUAAAGAAUUUAGAUAAUUUAAUUUUAAGAUGAUUUUUAUGAGUAAUCAAUUUGAAAAGUGCAUUUAAUCAGAGGACUCUGAUAAAUGUGUAGAAUCAGCCAAAGCAGAUGUCAAGAGAGAUAUAUAAAUGAAUUCCAAAAAAAUAUUAAUUGAUAAAAUUAUAUAUUUAAUGAAUUUAAAUGAUUCUCAAAUAGUAGAAUAUCAAUAAAUACAAAACAAAUAUCAAAGAAAGGUUCUUAAAUACUGUUGGUCCUCUUAAUCCAAUAGAGAGCAAUUUAUUGAAUGCAUGCUCAAAAAAAAUGAGCUAUUUAAUAUCUAGUAAGAAUUAUUUCAUCAUAAAUUACGCUUUGUGCUUGAUUAGACCAACAAUUAAUGUCUCAAAAGUAUCAAAAGCAAAUUCGAUGAAUAGAUGUGUCUUCAAAAUGCCAGAGAUUAGAUUACCAUUUUUUAGGAAUAAUUUGAACAUACUCUAUAGAAAGAAUUAUUGUGA
Messenger RNA from Paramecium tetraurelia, 648 nucleotides. RefSeq lists its product as uncharacterized. Lineage: Eukaryota; Ciliophora; Oligohymenophorea; Peniculida; Parameciidae. The record is from RefSeq and is a predicted model, not a curated record. The transcript has 3 exons.